UCUGCACUGGGACCCAACAUACAAUCUGACCGAUAAUCCUGAACUUGUGUGCGCAUCAAGUGGCACACGACCUGCGGCCAAUGCGGGGAUGUUUGGAGACUAUGCUUGUGACUCGCCAUGGUUCCUUAUAAACUCUUCUGUGUAUGCCAUGAAGGAUAUUCUACCAGACCCGGACUUUAUUUUAUGGACAGGAGACGAAACACCACACGUGCCCGAUGAGGAUCUGGGAGAAGAAGCAGUGCUCCACAUUAUCAGCAGUCUUACCCACAUUAUAAAUCAGGUGUUUCCAAACACUAAAGUUUACCCUGCUCUGGGCAACCAUGACUACCACCCUAAGAGCCAGCUUCCUGCAGGCCCAAACUACAUCUACGAACAAACAGCAGAAAUGUGGCAAGGCUGGUUGGAUCCAGAGUCUCGUGGAACAUUCAAAAAAGGUGGAUAUUACACAGAAAAGCUGCUGAAUCGAACAGGGUUCAGGAUGCUGGUCCUCAACACUAAUCUCUACUAUGACCAGAACAAGGCAACCCAGGACAUGGACGACCCAGCCGGCCAGUUUAGCUGGGCCGAUCAGGUUCUUACAGAGGCUGCCAACACCAAAGAAAAGGUGUACAUCAUUGGCCAUGUUCCCCCAGGUUUCUUUGAGAAGAAAAGAAAUAAGCCAUGGUUCAAGCCUUCAUUUAACAAGCUAUACUUGGAUUUAAUUCAGAAGCAUCAUUCAGUCAUUCUUGGACAGUUCUUUGGUCAUCAUCAUACUGAUAGCUUCCGAAUGUUCUACAGCUCAGACGGCUCUCCUAUCAGUACAAUGUUCCUAAGCCCAGGUGUCACACCGUGGAAAACAUCACUGCCUGGAGUCAUGGAUGGAGCCAACAACCCUGGGAUUCGUGUCUUUGAAUAUGACACCCAAACACUCCUAGUCAAAGAUGUGGUGACCCAUUAUUUGAACCUCACUCGCGCUAAUGUAGCACACGGACGCUGGGAGAAAGAGUAUCGACUCACAGAGAGCUUCAGAGUGCCAGACGCCUCCCCAGCCUCCAUGCAUCGGGCUCUGGAGCGCAUUGCUAGUAGCCGUUGCUACCUACAAAAGUACUACGAGUUCAACUCUGUCAGCUAUGAUCUGACAGAGUGUAACAGUGACUGCCGUGUUGACCACGUGUGUGCAGCCAGAGAGGUUGACUUUGACAGGUAUGAACACUGUCUGGAAAAAGAAAGGGCUGCUGCCAUUUAUGGUGGGUUUCUACCGGUCCUCUCCGUGGCUGUAAGUUUGGUGUUUGCCAAUUGGUAGUGAUGAUCUAUCACGGAUCACUGUGGUCCUGUAAAUAUUAAACAGUAGACAUCACAGGUUUUCCUCUUUUAAAUCAUAUGCCAUCUAUAAUGUAAGUGAGUCAUGCACUAUAUGUACUUAAGCAGGGAAACAACAACCACCUUUGGCUUCAGCAAUCUUUGAUGUGGCCUCUUGACAUUGGUUUGUUGGUGCAGCGUUGAAUACUGUAUUGCCAGUGAAUA
This is a messenger RNA of Etheostoma spectabile (orangethroat darter), 1503 nucleotides long. It is a transcript of the gene smpdl3b, whose product is annotated as sphingomyelin phosphodiesterase acid like 3B. The record is from RefSeq and is a predicted model, not a curated record. The coding region runs from base 89 to 1282 and encodes 397 amino acids. The transcript is spliced from 7 exons. Gene Ontology annotation, molecular function: phosphoric diester hydrolase activity. NCBI's taxonomy places the organism in Eukaryota, Metazoa, Chordata, Actinopteri, Perciformes, Percidae.